UGGAGUCCAAGAGAGAAAACGAACUCCUUCUGUCUACACAAUGGCGGCUUUUUCGAUGAUGGAAGGACGACCGGGCUCUGCCAAUUAUUCUAGUAUUUAUUCUAGAUCUUCAGAGUUUGAUUUUAAAUGUACUUUUAUCCCUGUUUUGCAUUUUGGCUCAGGGGGGGGGCUGUUUUUUCUAUUUCCGUGCACCCUUUAGCAUACUUUUAUACAACAAAGAACCUUACGUUUAGGCAAGAACCCAUCUAGCCUAUUUGAUGAUCAAAAUCGAUGAUAUAUUCGAGUCUGGAAGCUUUGAUAUGAACUGUUUUAAAUGUGUUCUCCUUUUUGAUUGGGUUUAGCAGGCUUGCAUGAAAACCAAGCCUUUUUAUUUGCAAAGAUCGCUUUCUUAGAAAAUAUUUUCUGUUUUACGCUAUUACAUGUGAAACGUAAGAAACAAUUUUUGAAGUGCAGUCGAUAUCUCUGGGUUGUUAUGUCGCUUAGAACGAACUAAUAAUUGUUAACAAUUCCACCUCUGUGAAUUGGACUGCGUAUUUAUAUCUCCACGGGGCAGAAAAUUGUCCCAGGGUGAUCGAGAUACAAUUGUAACACCCCUUUGGGGCUUUUAUUUCAAGUGUUCAUUUCCGUACUACUCUGUCUGCAAUCGAGGCUGUAAUAACAGGACUGCCUUACUGCCUAUGCUGAAUUCAACAACCACGAUUUUUUCGCAGAUGGAUUGGCAGGUUAGUUGUUUGUUUAUUAAGUAACCGAUUUUCUCUCCGUUGUCUUUUGCGAAAUCAAGCAAGCUGUGUGUUUCCAGGUUUCACCAACAAUGUAUUGUUAAGUAAGUUUGCAAUCAAUUGUUAUCGAAAGUAAAAGAUUUGCGAUUUCAUUGAGUAGCACCGCAGCAAUGCGAGUUGGAUACUAAGCAUUUGCAAUAGUUCUAUUAACUUCACCUGCACAAGUAACAAUCAGAUACGAACUGCGGUCACAUACAGGUGCAAAGCAGAAGUAUGUCUUCUAUUUUGUUGAUCUUAAUGAAAUCGUAAAUCCAAUCUUUACUUUUCAAGGACGCGGCUUUUUGGCAUUUGUCUUGCGUGUUUCUCGCAGGUUAAGUAGAGCAAUACUUUAUUUAUUUUUCUGAAUAUGUGACAAGAUGUUUGUUGUCCUAACAUUGAUGCCAAGCUGAAGUUAGGAUGAUAGUCUUAAAAGAAUAUUUCAAGCAGUACGCAUUCCAUUUCGGUCAAUACGAAUAUAAUUCAGAAGAUUUUCGAAAUAUACAAAGAAAAGUAGCCGUUAUUUGGGCUUGACCGUGAAAAUUAGACUGAGCCUAAUGAAACUAUCCUAAAUCUUUUACGAGAAAAGUUAGACACGUAUCAAUUGAGAUAAGGUGUAAAUGAAAUUGACAGGACUGCACCACUAUUCGAGGAGACUCGACACACGAGUAAACACUUCUUGUGGGUUAUACCUUGUUUUUGCUUCCUUAGACCGCAUUUUAAGUUAUCUUCAACCUAGUCUGCAGACGAUUGACGAGCCCUACAAAUUUUAAUGAAACAAGUUUAGUUGCGCAUCAAAACGGUAUCUUGUGCAACCUGCUGCGACUAAAUAUGUUACCGUAAAUUAUCAAUAAUUCAAGUAAAAAUAGUCUUUGGUGAAGGUAAUAUAGUAUAAAAAACUUACCCUAAGGAACUUAGAGUAAAUCUUAAAUUCAGGGGCAGGGGUGUCACUAGCUAUUGUUCUCAAGAGGUUUAUCUGUGUCCCAUUUGCCGACAGAGUGGGCAAGGCAUUCUUAAAUUGCCGACGAAGCACCCGUGGAUGGCAAAAAACUUCGUUUUAGCAACAGUUUUUCAAGCGGGUGUCACACCCCACACACCCUGUCUUUAGGCAUGUUUCAGAUUAGGAAAACAGUUAGCUGGCUCAGAUAUGUGGUAUUUUGAAAAGCAAAGGGGCUGUCAGGAAAGUUUUCAAAGAGCCAAAGCGAUUAAAGAUAGUGUUACCUUCAGUUUUAACAAAGAGUCUAAGCUCUCGAACUUUCUUACUCUACAUCUUUGAACUGCCUUAAAAGAAAAUAUUAGCAACGUUUUCAAUAUAUGAGAAUUAGUUUCAUAACUACAUUCAUUAGACAAUCUUCUCAAAGGCCCUGUGGAACUGAAUUUUCUGAAACGUAUUUGCGAAUCGAUGAAAACGAAGGACAUUUCUAUCUCAAGACCUUGUUAAAAUGUAGUCUUUCAGAAACUGCCAAUCAAAAAUAUAACCUUAAUCGCCUAAAGCAUAAUGUAACUUUUGUUAUUGAAUUCAUCAUAUUUUAUAUCAAUUAACGAUUGCACGGAAAAAGAAAUACUUUAUGGUGACUUUCUCUACAACAUCGCAUGAUUCUUUGUUUAAAAAUCUUAUUCGUGUAGAAUAUUACCGUACUAAUCACAGUUAAAAUUGAGUUAUCAUGUUUUUUAAUUAUCUUUUCUUCAUGAUUAUCAAGAAUAUUUCAGUUCUGUUAAUCACAAAGACAAAAUUAUCUUCAAAUUUAUUGUAAGAACCGUCAUGCACUACUUUGGCUAAUUUUAAGCUUGAACAUUAACAUCAAAAUCAUUUUCUUUAUUAUAGCGAACAGAAUCAGCAAACAGAGAAACGCCUGACUCAAUGCAAAGCUCAACGAUAGAUCUCCUCUAACUUCCGCUGAAUGACCAAUACAAUUCUUUAUGCCAAAAUUAAAAAACCACGCUUUAGUGGAGAUGUCUGAUCUUUAUUCUCUAAUCCUAAAAUAUCAUUGAGUUCUUCGUUUCCAGAGACAAGCUAGUUGUAUACAACACCUGCAAGUUGACAGGGAACAUUGUCGGGUAUGCCGACUAACCUUUACUCGAAACUCAGCAAUUCUUUUUAUCAGGUACAGAUUGCUAACGGCAUUAUCAAGCAGAUGGAGAUGAACUCUGCACAUCAGUCAAUCUUGUACGACUGCUGUCAUGUUUUUUCGUUGCAUGACAACUGACUCGAGAACUUUAUCAUUAACUACGGGAAGAUUAUUUGCACUCAAAAGCAAAUCUGAUUGAGGAGGGUGAACAAUAUUUCAAGCGGAGGUUUAUCAAGUAGAACUGUUUAAAGAAACCGAGGAAGUAAAAUACACACAUUUGUGGAUCUCAAGUAUCAAGUAAUUGUAAUAUUUAUAUGAAGUAUCAACAAAAGAUUGGUUCGGUUUUGGAAAGGUGCUUACUGUUUUGAUGGCGCAGUUAGGUAGCGGCUUUUUUUCAAGAAGCUGGAGACAGCUAAGUUAAAAAAGCAAAUUAAAACACAGUUGUGCAGUGAAUCGGCAAUGCAAAGUAGAUCAACCGCACUGAAAACCUACAUUGAUGACUCUGUACUGUGGCAACAGCACUAAAUAAACUAUAAAGUACAAAAUCCAGAGAAGAGAGUCUGGCUGUUUCCGAGUCUGUCUGUUACUUUCGAAGUAAUAGCGAAGUAAAGGAUACAACUCAACAGAAAAUGUACAAUCGUUGGUACAGGAUGCAAGACCUCGCUCCUUCUACAUUGCCAAAACUUUUGCUGAUACUUUUGGGUCUCACUGGCAUUGUACAUACCUCAAAUAAAAUUGCACUUGUGUUGUAUGAAACGGAUCUAAAAGGCUUGAAUUCUUCACUGAUCGAAAACAAGCUUUCUUUAUCUGGGACCAGAGAUAGAGCUGUUGAGCUGAAUUAUCAAACUUUGCGAAAAGCAAGCGGAACUAGCGAGCAUAUUCUGAAUUCGACAUUGGUGGAGAUUUUGAAAUUGAACGAUUUUGUUAUUUCAUUUUUGAAUGGAAAAGGCUCAAGGUUGUUUGAUGAAGUCCUAACAAGCAGUGGGUUGAGGCAUAUAUCGCUAAGUCCGCAAGACUGUCAUAUUGAUUACAAUGGUCAUCAUCAUAGAAUAGAUAGAUGUGGGAAGUUGUCAUCAGAAGUCAAGGAUGCCCUGCUGGUGUUGUAUCGUCAUCUUGAAGCCUCAAAAAUGGCGAUCUUAUCCAGCCAAGAGCCUUGCAGCAAAGGAUUUACGAAGGAGCUAACAAAAGAUUUAUCCAAGAAACAAAGUAUGUAUAGUGCCAAAAAGCGUACAAACGUAUCUGUAUAUGAAUUUGGUGAAAACCCACUAGAUGUAAAGGAAAUUUCCAGCCUUCUUCAAAGAAUCAAAAUAUUGCAGCCCAAAGUUAUUCUGCUCUCCUGUCCAAUAGAUGUACAAAACAUUGUUCUCAGGGUAGCAGCAAGGCAUUCAAUGCUUGGGUAUGGAGACAUUUGGAUCAUACCUCAACUCGAUAACACACUAGAUAGCAAACUGAUUCCAAUUCAGCUCAUAACAGUAAGAAGAACAUUUGAGUCCAACCAAUUACCUAUGCUUGACAAUGACCAAGUGAUAUCUGCAGUGGAACAUGCGAUGAAAAUCAUGAAGAGUGACAACCAGAGCCGUCAUCUACAAUAUGUGACAAAAUCAACAAAACUUUCUCCGUGUAGAAGCAACAAAUUGUCUAAGGUCACAGUGCUAGCAAAGAGUGACAAGACUUCAGAUUGGACAGUCGUCUACAUGAAAGACAAGAGUAAAAAUUAUCAAUUUCUCGCAGACAACGGACUCGUUAUGAGCAUUUUCAACACUGAUAAAAGGACUACAUUUUUACGUAUGGUAACAGUAAUUGAUGCUCCUUUCACAAUGGAAAUGCCUUAUCUUGGCAUUGGUGACGGUGAUUUUUAUCAAUGUGAACGGGGAUUGGUGUGUCGCCUCCCCAAUUCAAAUGCAAACACAACAGCUCGUUCUGUGUGGCGGUAUUCUUGCUGCAUUGGAUAUUCAAUGGACCUGUUGAGCCUACUGAUGCAAAAGUUGAGCUUAACUGUUGAUUUGUAUAUUGUUGAAGACGGGUUCUAUGGCUCUCUAAUCAACGGGUCCUUCAAUGGCAUGAUUGGCGAUGUAGCCAGUGGGAAAGCUGAUGUAGCUGUUGCUGGCUUGACUGUAACGUCCAAAAGAUCGACGGCUGUAGAUUUCACCUCGCCUUUUAUCCGGCAAGACAUCGGAAUUGUCACAAUGUCUAAGAAAGAUGCACUGCCAUUUAUCAACUGGCAAUUUGCCUAUCCCGUUGACAAUAUAGUGAUCAUCAUUGUCUUCAUGGGAAUUUUGCUUGGCACCUUCCUUACGUAUGGCAUGGAAAAUAAAGAGCUCGUGGUUAGACGUUUGCUUGAUCCGAAGCAAAACCCCCCGCGCUAUUCAUGGCGGGAAGGCUUCACGUAUUAUUCUGGGCUGACAUUUCAAAGAGAUCUGGGAGGGAAGAAUCCAUCAGAAUUCGGGAGCCGUGUUGUUGCUAUUGGCUUCGCCUUCGCAAUGCUAGUUGUCAUGACGACGUAUACAGCGGUUCUAACUGCAACUAAAGUAGCCCAGAGAGACCCAAACCCAUUUGUUGGCAUAAAAGAUCAGAGGAUGAGAAACCCAACUCCUGAUUUCAAAUUUGCAACUGUUCCAAGCACAAGUAUUGAAAGCUUCUUCAAAAAUGCUCCUGAUGAAACAUUUCAAAGAAUGUAUCUGUUUAUGCUGAAAUAUAAUGUGCGCACUGUGGAGGAGGGGCUGAAGCAAGUAAAAUCUGGGAAAAUUCAAGCAUUUAUCCACGAAUAUCCAUUUCUGCUUUACUUUUUAUCAAAGCAGUCCAAAUGUGAAAUGAAAAUAACAGGUGAGCCAGUUGGCCAAUCAGGAUUCUCUCUAGCACUUGCCAAGGGAUCACCCUGGACUGACAGGAUGUCUUAUGAAAUCUUGAAAUUAACAGAAGCUGGAGUAUUGACUGAUUUGAAUAAAAAAUGGUUAUCAGCCUCUUGUUCAGAACAGAAUGACAAUAAACUUUCACCAGAGAGCCUCUCUCUGGAGUAUUUUGGAGGUCUGGUUCUGUUUAUUUCAAUAACUUUUGGGGCGAUGUUUUUAAUGCUGCCAAUUGAAUACGCAUAUCGAAGAUAUCCGAGGAAACAUAUAGACAACCUUGCAAAUAGCAUAUCAACGUGGAAGCAAGCAAGGGAGCAUCGGAUUGCUUUGAAAGCGAAGCCAAAAUUGAAAUCCAUAUCAUCUGAUAGUGCCCUAGAUGGCCUCGCUAUGGAUAGAAGACCAAUAACUGUAAUUUAGAGAAUUCAAAUUUUACAAAUUGAAACUUUAUUGCGAUAGCAUCGCUGUAAAUGUUGUAGGCAAGUCAUCCUUAGCAUUCGUUUACCCUUUCUACGUUUACGAACUGUUUUACAUCAGUAUUUGCUUUGAAAGUCUUAUGAAGGUCUUUGGAAGUAUACAGAAGAUACCAGGGACAGAUUUAAGCGACAAGGAUUGGGGGGGGGGGUAUUGGAUAAUGAUUGGACGUUGUGCCACACCCUUUAUGUGACUAUAAAAAACUGAUGGAAACGGCAAUUUUUAAAACUCAGUUACUUUUAGAUAAAGAAGAUAAGAACAAAAAGAUAUUAACUUUUUAGUAUUGUUUUGCUGCUACUGACUACCAAAAAAUGCAUUUACCGAAUCAAAGCAAAAUUUACGGAAGAACACAAGAAUAUUGGGGGGGGGGGGAUGUCGCACUCCCCAUAACCCCCGGUAAAUCCUGGAAGAUACUUAGUAACUGUACCUAUGAAUCAUAUAAUGGUAGCUUUUUUGCAAAUCAAGAUGGCUUAUGUCAGCCCUGCCAAGAAGUUAUCAACUUAACCAAUAAGAGGCAAAGUUUUUCAUUGAAAUGUAAUGUAUUUAAUUUGUAUGUUUUUAUCAUGACUGUAUAUCUCUCUUGUUUAGAAGUAAUUAGUAAAUGUUUGUGAGUAUCUUCAUUUCUGUGUUGUGUGUCCUAGUGCUGAAUACCCAAAUACUGUAUAUUUUGCAAAUAAUUGGAGGUGAAAAGAAUAUCACUUCUAGAUCGAAAAUGACAAGAGAGGCAGAAUAACGUAUUUGGUUUGUUUCUUGACUACAGUCUAGAUAAAAAGCUUAUAAAAAGAUUCCGUUCUUCGAAUGGCCAACAGGCCCUCAGGUCUCCUUUCUCUCUGCUUGGAUAUUAAAAAUGUAUGUUUCGAAACAUAAAAUUGCUACACGAAGCAUACCUAGAAAACCUAGAGUCUAGAAAAUUUCAAGCUAAAACGGCAUCAAGCAUUCA
Molecule: messenger RNA, 7081 nt
Organism: Rhopilema esculentum
Lineage: Eukaryota; Metazoa; Cnidaria; Scyphozoa; Rhizostomeae; Rhizostomatidae
Source: RefSeq, a predicted model, not a curated record